UCAUGAUGGAGGAUCACCAGCCACCAAGUAAAAGACAUGACUAAAUACACACAUCCUCUCACUAGUUAUAUGUAAGAAAUUAAUUGUCACCGUAUGUUUUGCCUACAGUUAAAGAAGAGAGAAGAACUCCCAGUCCAAAUCCUCUACAAGAUGAGAGAUGUCCCAGUCCUCUUCCUCUACAAAAUGAGAUAUGUCCCAGUCCUCUUCUACUACAGGAUGGUUCAGAAGAACAUAAAAGCAUUCCAUAUGAUGAUCAGAUAGAUGGAAAUAAGCUUUUAAAUCUGGGUAAAGAUCUGACCAAUAUUAAGGCUGAAGAUACAUAUGUGAGGGGUGAUGGGCAGAUCAUAGAGGACAUUCCCACCGAUAACCACCCAGAUGACUGUACCAGGACCUCAAAGAAACAUGUGAUGUCAGAUUUUAGAACAGAUGAUUGUGGUGUCACAGAAGAUACACAUGAAGAGCAUGCCAUUAUCUCAGAUGUACCCGCAGUCUUUCACAGCAAAGAUCUUUCAUCUGAUCCUUUGGAUGAAUUUCAAUCUUUUGAUUUAUCACAGACUGUUAAACAAAAUAAAAGCCACAGAAAAAGUGUUCAUCAUCAAAGAAUUCAUACAGGGGAGAAUGCUCUUUCAUGCUCAGAAUGUGCGAAAUGUAAAUCAGAUCUUGUUAUACAUGAGAGAACUCACACAGGGGAGAAGCCAUUUUCAUGUUCAGAAUGUGAAAAACAUUUUAACCAUAAAUCAAAUCUUGUUAACCAUCAGAGAAUUCACACAGGGGAAAAGUCAUUUUUUUGUUUAGAAUGUGGGAAAUGUUUUACUAGUAAAUCAAGUCUUGUUAUACAUGAGAGAAAUCACACAGGGGAGAAGCCAUUUUCUUGUUUAGAAUGUGGGAAAUCUUUCAUAAAUAAAUCAAGUCUAGUUUCACAUCAGAUAAUUCACACAGGGGAGAAACCAUUUUCUUGUUUAGAAUGUGGGAAAUAUUUUACUGAUACAUCAACUCUUGUUAUACAUGAGAGAAGUCACACAGGGGAAAAGCCAUUUUCUUGUUUAGAAUGUGGGAAAUGUUUUACUAGUAAAUCAAGUCUUGUUAUACAUGAGAGAAAUCACACAGGGGAGAAGCCAUUUUGUUGUUCAGAAUGUGGGAAAUCUUUCACAAAUAAACCAAGUCUAGUUGCACAUCAGAGACGUCACACAGGGGAGAAGCCAUUUUCUUGUUUAGAAUGUGAGAAAUCUUUCAUAACUAAAUCAUAUCUUGUGAUACAUGAGAGAAGUCACACAGGGGAGAAGCCAUUUUCUUGUUUAGAAUGUGGGAAAUCUUUCAUAAAUAAAUCAAUUCUAGUUUCACAUCAGAGAAUUCACACAGGGGAGAAGCCAUUUUCUUGUUUAGAAUGUGGGAAAUGUUUUAGUCAGAAAUCAAAUCUUGUUAUACAUGAGAGAAGUCACACAGGGGCAAAGCCAUUUUCUUGUUUAGAAUGUGGGAAAUCUUUCAUAAAUAAAUCAAUUCUAGUUUCACAUCAGAGAAUUCACACAGGGGAGAAGCCAUUUUCUUGUUUAGAAUGUGGGAAAUGUUUUAGUCAGAAAUCAAAUCUUGUUAUACAUGAGAGAAGUCACACAGGGGCAAAGCCUUUUUCUUGUUCAGAAUGUGGGAAAUCUUUCGCAAAUAAAGGAAUUCUAGUUGCACAUCAGAGACUUCACACAGGGGAGAAGCCAUUUUCUUGUUUAGAAUGUGAGAAAUCUUUCAUAACUAAAUCAAAUCUUGUGAUACAUGAGAGAAGUCACACAGGGGAGAAGCCAUUUUCUUGUUUAGAAUGUGGGAAAUCUUUCACAAUUAAAUCAAGUCUAGUUGCACAUCAGAGAAUUCACACAGCGGAGAAGCCAUUUUCUUGUUUACAAUGUGGGAAAUCUUUCAUAAAUAAAUCAAUUCUAGUUUCACAUCAGAGAAUUCACACAGGGGAGAAGCCAUUUUCUUGUUUAGAAUGUGGGAAAUGUUUUAGUCAGAAAUCAAAUCUUGUUAUACAUGAGAGAAGUCACACAGGGGCAAAGCCUUUUUCUUGUUCAGAAUGUGGGAAAUCUUUCGCAAAUAAAGGAAUUCUAGUUGCACAUCAGAGACUUCACACAGGGGAGAAGCCAUUUUCUUGUUUAGAAUGUGAGAAAUCUUUCAUAACUAAAUCAAAUCUUGUGAUACAUGAGAGAAGUCACACAGGGGAGAAGCCAUUUUCUUGUUUAGAAUGUGGGAAAUCUUUCACAAUUAAAUCAAGUCUAGUUGCACAUCAGAGAAUUCACACAGCGGAGAAGCCAUUUUCUUGUUUACAAUGUGGGAAAUCUUACGCACGGAAAUCAUCUCUUGUUAUACAUGAGAGAAGUCACACAGGGGCAAAGCCAUUUUCUUGUUCAGAAUGUGGUAAAUCUUUCACAAAUAAACCAGGUCUAGUUGCACAUCAGAGACUUCACACAGGGGAGAAGCCAUUUUCUUGUUUAGAAUGUAAGAAAUCUUUCAUAACUAAAUCAAAUCUUGUGAUACAUGAAAGAAGUCACACAGGGGAGAAGCCAUUUUCUUGUUUAGAAUGUGGGAAAUCUUUCACAAUUAAAUCAAGUCUAGUUGCACAUCAGAGAAUUCACACAGCGGAGAAGCCAUUUUCUUGUUUACAAUGUGGGAAAUCUUACACACGUAAAUCAACUCUUGUUAUACAUGAGAUAAGUCACACAAGGGAGAAGCCAUUUUCUUGUUUACAGUGUGGGAAAUCUUACACGCAUAAAUCAUGUCUUGUUAUACACGAGAGAAGUCACAGAGAAGAGAAGCCAUUUUCUUGUUUAGAAUGUGGGAAAUCUUACAUACAGAAAUCAACUCUUGUUAUACAUGAGAGAAGUCACACAGGGGAGAGGCCAUUUUCUUGUUUACAAUGUGGUAAAUCUUACACAAAGAAAUCAUGUCUUGUUAUACAUGAGAGAAAUCACACAGGGGAGAAGCCAUUUUCUUGUUUAGAAUGUGGGAAAUCUUUCAAAAUUAAAUCAAUUCUAGUUGCACAUCAGAGAAUUCACACAGGGGAGAAGCCAUUUUCUUGUUUAGAAUGUGGGAAAUCUUUCAUGCAUAAAUCAAAUCUAGUUUCACAUCAGAUAAUUCACACAGGGGAGAAGCCAUUUUCUUGUUUACAAUGUGGGAAAUCUUACACACAUAAAUCAACUCUUAUUAUACAUAAGAGAAGUCACACAAGGGAGAAGCCAUUUUAUUGUUUACAGUGUGGGAAAUCUUACAUACAGAAAUCACAUCUUGCCAUACAUGUGAGAAGUCACACAGGGGAGAAGCCAUUUUCUUGUUUAGAAUGUGGGAAAUCUUUCAUACAGAAAUCAAGUCUUAUUACACAUAAGAGAAGUCACACAGGGGAGAAGCCAUUUUUAUGUUUGCAAUGUGGGAAAUAUUAUACAAAUAAAUCAUGUCUUGUUAAACAUCAGAGAAUUCACACUGGAUAGAAGCAAUUUUAAUGUUUAGAAUGUGGUAACUAGAGAUGAGCAAACUUUUGAAAAAUUCAAUUCUGCAGCUCGGUCAAAGUUCAACAAGAAAUUUGAUUUCUUCCAAAUUAAUUUGCUACGAAUCACUAUGUUAAAACCCCAUUCAGCCUAUUAAUCAAUGAGACCAUUUUUAACAGCUCCUUAGACCAAAGUGCACCCAUAUAACGGCCAUUAAAAGUGGUAAUGCGCUAGUACAAUGCAGACUUUUGGGUUAAAAAAUAAAUAAAAAAUCACUUGCCUCAUCCAUUUGUUUGCAUAGGGGCUGUCCGUUCCUCUCUUGAUUGAAAAAGACCUGCUGAAGGACCUGCGCUUAGUGUGAUGACUUCAUCACGUGAUUGUGCUGGGAGAGAACGGUGACAUCAUCAUCCUUCGACAGGUCUUUUUUUAGUCGAGAGGAGCAAGUGCAUUAGGUGAGUACGUUGUUUUAGUUUUUUUUUUAAGACCACUCCAGCCGCCAUUUUAGGAAAAAUGAUUCGUAAAUUGAAAUUUGGCUUUAUUUAAAAUCAAAUUUUUAAUAAAAUUCAUACUGAAUACCACUGGUUCCCUUCACUGAACACUAGUGAUAACCAUAAAGCAGAUCUUGAGUUAGACAUCAGAGAAUCCACACGGGGAGAAAUUAUUUUCAUGUUCUGAAUGUGGAAAAUGACAUAGAAUUCAGUCAAGUCUUAUCACAAAACAGUGAAUUCACACAGGGCCGCUUCAGGAUGUUCAGGAUGUCAUCUGUAAUUGCACAGCAGAGAGCAUACAGAGGAAAAAUGUUUUUCUACCAAGGGAUUUUUUAAAAAUUUGUCAACUUGCGUUACAAAUUGUAGUUUUUAUGGUGCCAUUUUGGGGUACACAUGACCGCCUAAUUUCAUUUUUUUUUUUUAACUGUUUCUGGUAAAAAGAUAUGGAAAAACAUGAAUACUGUUUAUACGCUAUAAAAUUUGCAGCUUUUAUUUUUUGGCUCAAAUGACAUAACUUUAUUCAUUAUUUGAUUAUAGUGAUACCGAAUACAUGUAUUUUUUUUUAAGUUUUCUACUGUUGCACUAUAACAACCUUAUUUUUUUAAAGUAGAAAAUGUUUUUGCAUCGCCAAAUCCCAAGACACACUUUUUUUUUUUUUUUUUUUAUAUGGAUCUGUCUGAAGGCUUGAUUUUUGCAGGAUGACUUGUAGUUUUCAUUGUUUUCCUUUUGGGGUACACAUUGAUUUGAAUGGGCCUGCCAUUCGUAAGAUAUGUCAAAAGAUAGGACAUGUCCUAUAUUUUGUGGAGCAAAGUCAUGGAUUAGAAGCCCAUGUAAACACUCAGAAGCUCGUCCAAGGACUUUGGGGUCUGUGCCUCCACACCGUAAAAGAUUGGAAAUGUCCUAUCUUUUGAUGUAUUUUGCGGAUCUUGGACCCAUUCAAUGGGUCCGAAACGCCAUACGGACUUCACACGGCCGGUAUUCAUGUUUUGCAGACCGCUAUUUGCAGUCUGCAACAGGGGCACGGCAACCAUACGUUUGUGUGAAUGAGCCCUAAAAUCAGGAUCUGAGCUCUAGAGUCCACUAAAUGUAAUACACGCGCUCUCGGGUCCUGAGUAAUUUUAAGUGAAGUACUGCGUGAAAC
Messenger RNA from Bufo gargarizans (Asiatic toad), 5090 nucleotides. RefSeq names its product zinc finger protein 850-like. Gene Ontology annotation, molecular function: RNA polymerase II cis-regulatory region sequence-specific DNA binding; DNA-binding transcription factor activity. The coding region runs from base 408 to 3464 and encodes 1018 amino acids. Gene Ontology annotation, biological process: regulation of transcription by RNA polymerase II. The transcript is spliced from 3 exons. NCBI's taxonomy places the organism in Eukaryota, Metazoa, Chordata, Amphibia, Anura, Bufonidae. The record is from RefSeq and is a predicted model, not a curated record.